CGUUGGAUCCAGACGAGCGAGAGGGAGAAGGGCCAGCGAGGGCGAGCGAUGGCAACCAAGAAGGCGGCGUGCGCGGAUGCGCCCAAAAGGAGCCGGAGCCGGAGCCGGAGCCCCGUCGUGCUGGAGGCGGAGAUGUUCACCGAAUUUCAGGACUGGUGCCUCCGCACCUACGGAGACUCUGGCAAAACAAAGACCGUCACCCGCCGGAAAUACAACAAAAUCAUGCAGACGUUGUUGCACAGCGACGAGUCGGACGGCGUGUACGUCGACAACAGCCACAUUAACGCCAAAUUCAAAUUCUGGGUGAAGUCCAAAGGAUUUCAGGUGGGGACCAACGUUUUGGGAGAGCACAACAAGAAAGGAGCCCCGGGGAAGCCCGUGCUGUACGUCCCGGUCAAGUCAACGUGUUCGGACGGCAAUUCAGCCCAGGACAACUCGUCCCUGAAGCGAGUGGCCGUGGUGGAGGACUUCUUCGACAUCAUCUACGCCAUGCACGUCGAGAUCGGCGCCGACCCCGGCAGAGCGCCCAAGCACGCCGGACAAAAGAAGACCUACAAAGCGAUCGCGGAGACGUACGCCUUCCUGCCACGCGAGGCCGUGACUCGCUUCCUAAUGAGCUGCGGCGAGUGCCAGAAGAGGAUGCACAUCAACCCCAGCGCGGCGGAGUUCAAAGAAAAUGACCGCCCGACCUCGCUCGUCCCGGACCUGAUUGACUACAACAUGCCCUUGACUGCCACCUACCUGAAGCAAAUGAAACUGCAGUGCAUGACCGCCACCGAAAGGGAUGACUCGUCGGUGAGCAGCGAGGACAUGAACGGCGCCGAGCCCGCGUGGGUCGCGGCCGAGCGUCCGCCGGCGCCCGAGCCCAGUCCUCCCAACGGGGCGAGGGUCUGCAACCCGCCGGCCGCCGUCAAAGAAGAGGACGCAGACGACAACUCCUCGGAGAGCGGCAGCGGCAACGGGAUGCCGGCCGCGACCUCGCCGGAGGUGCCGCCCGCGGGCGCCGACCCCCCGGAGAACCGCAACGGCCCGAGCGCCCCCCUGGACUUCAGCGCCGCCUUGUCGUCGUCCUCCUCGGACGACCAGCAGCCGGUCAACCUGAGCGAGCGCCUGCUGCCCGCGGGCUGUUCGCCGCCGAACUCCUUCCAGGCCGACCCCGGCAGGAAGUACCCCAUCAAAACUGAGUACGCCAAGUCGCCCCCGUACAGCUCAGGAAGUUACGACUCCGUCAAGACCGAACUGAGCAUGUGCGCCGAGGACCUGACCUCCGGCCGGGCGCAGAUCGUCGACGACGACGACGACGAUCACGACGACCACGACGACGGCGAUAAGAUCAACGACGCUGAGGGGAUGGAUCCGGAGAGACUGAAAGCCUUCAACAUGUUCGUGCGCCUGUUCGUGGACGAGAACCUGGACCGCAUGGUGCCCAUCUCCAAGCAGCCCAAGGAGAAGAUCCAGGCCAUCAUGGAAUCCUGCGGCCGGCAGUUUCCCGAGUUCCAGGAGCGCUCCCGCAAGCGCAUUCGCACCUACCUCAAAUCUUGUCGCCGCAUGAAGAAAAGUGGCUUUGAGAUCAGACCGACGCCGCCUCACCUGACCUCCGCCAUGGCCGAGAACAUCCUCGCCGCCGCCUGCGAGAGCGAAACCCGAAACGCCGCCAAGAGGAUGCGGCUCGACGUCUACCCGGCGGACGAGCCCGCCAUCGCCGACAAGCCCGGCCCCCGAGACCCCGCACCCGUGGCCCCGUCGGGUUUCGUCAUCUCCAGCGCAGCUUUUGCCCAAGACCAGCUCUACACCAAUGGAGGCCUCAACUACAACCUGCGUGGGUACGGCAACCCGCAGAACGCCGCUGCGGUCCAAACCAACGGUCCAACAGAUCUGAGUAUGAAGUCGGUCGCUCCCAACUCCUCUUCCUCCAGCUCCAACAGCCACGGCCAGGGCGGCGGGGGCGGAGGCGCUUCGGCCCAGCUCAGCCCGCCGGAAGUCACGGCGGUCAGGCAGCUCAUCGCCGGCUACCGGGAGUCGGCCGCCUUCCUGCUCCGCUCGGCCGACGAACUGGAAAACCUGAUCCUGCAGCAGAACUGAGCUCCGGUCCGCGCUCGGCCCGUCUACAAAUGUAAAUAUGUCACGCUGACGUGUAAGUCGCGGGGGGUCUUGGACACAGGCACAAACGAAGAGGAGCGGUUCUGGCAAGCACAGCGGGUCCCGCAGGUCCCGCAGGUCCUGUGAGGUACCUUACUCAUCCGCAUGACUAUUUAUGCAUUUGGUUCCCUCGCUCCGUCUUCUUCUGUGGUCUCCCCGCAAAGUUUCUUUCAGCACCUCAACCCCAUUUGUCUCAGGAAGUGACGACGUGUGGAGAAAACUAAUCCGACUGUACAUCUUGCGCAGUUUUUCCCGACCUUUAUUGAAAUUAAGCACAUAUUGAACAGUACAAAAAAUCUCUCGCCGCACCGCCAAACAAAACCGUCACGCAAAAAAAAAAAAAAAAAAGUGUAUUUACUUGCAAUUAUGAUGAGUUUGUUUGAAUUUACUCACAAAUACAGUAUACUGAGUGCGAAGUCUCAAUCAAGGCUAUCAAUUAUUCAGGUGGUUGCGCUGGUUGACAGUGGAUUAAAAGUUUACACACCCCUGUUCAAACGGCAGGUUUUGAGACCAGGAUGAACAAUUUCACGAGUUUCUCAACAGAAAAUGUUUAAACCUUCUUUUCAGAGUGGGAAGUAAACGCUCCAAUUUCACAUUCAAUAUCACGUUCAGUUGGAGUCAACAUACGAUUUACUUCAGCUGUUCCAGGAGGCUUUUCAUGCCAAAAACCCGAAGGGUUUCGUUCACACCGGCAUCUUUUGGGAAGUGUUCCAAAUUCCGUCCGCUUUGACUAAAAGGCCGAAAGGAAAGAAAAGCGGGCCGAAAGCCCGCUGCCGCCCUCACCGUAUUGCACUGGAGGUCCGGUGUUCUUUUGAGCAGUGCUGUGUUGGCACCAUCCAUCCAUUUUCUUUGCCACUUAUCCUCACGAGGGUCACAGAGAGUGCUGGAGCCCAUCCCAGCUGUCGACGUGCAGGAGGCGGGGUACACCCUGAACUGGUCGCCAGCCAAUCACAGGGCACAUAGAGACAAACAAUCACACCUAGGGGCAAUUUAGUGUCCAAUGAAUGUUGCGUGUUUUUGGGAUGUGGGAGGAAAGCGGAGUGCCCACCCGGAGAAAACCCACCCAGGCACAGGGAGAACACACAAACCCCACGCAGGCGGGUGCGGGAUUGAACCCGGGACCUCAGAACUGUGAGGCCAACGCUUUACCAGCUGCUCCACCGUGCCGCCCGCCAUCGAACAUACCUUUCGGAAUUAUGGUCCAAAAGUUCAGCCUUGCUUUCAUCAGACCGUAACAUUUUU
Molecule: messenger RNA, 3381 nt
Organism: Syngnathoides biaculeatus (alligator pipefish)
Lineage: Eukaryota; Metazoa; Chordata; Actinopteri; Syngnathiformes; Syngnathidae
Gene: nol4la
Product: nucleolar protein 4-like a
Exons: 11
Coding region: 49-2082 (677 amino acids)
Source: RefSeq, a predicted model, not a curated record